Molecule: messenger RNA, 204 nt
Organism: Helobdella robusta
Lineage: Eukaryota; Metazoa; Annelida; Clitellata; Rhynchobdellida; Glossiphoniidae
Exons: 1
Biological process (GO): axonogenesis; central nervous system development
Cellular component (GO): membrane
Molecular function (GO): transition metal ion binding
Source: RefSeq, a predicted model, not a curated record
AGUGAUGCCCUCCUGGUUCCUAAGAACUGCAUCUUCGACCAUGUACAUGAGGCUAACCACUGCAGAGGUUUUGACGACUGGAACGCUACUGCCAUUGCCGCCUGUGCUCAGCGAGAAGAUGGCCACUACAAACUUGAAAGUUUUUCAAUGAUUCAACCUUGCGGCAUUGAUAGGUUUACUGGGACGGAGUUUGUGUGCUGUCCG